AUGGGCAAGACAAAGAGAAUUCACAUAAUUGAUCUUCAAAUCGGGAAUGGACCGCAAUGGACAAUCUUCAUGCAAGCUUUGGUUUCUCGAGAUGAGUGGCCCAUUGAGUCGCUCAAGAUAACUAUUGUUGGGACUACUUCAAAGCAAUUGAUGGAGGAUACAGGUGACAUGUUAUUGAGUUUUGCUCGGACAAUGAACCUACCUUUUUCUUAUAAGGUGGUUAUGGUAUUAGACAUUCGGGAUCUCAAAGAAGUUCACUUUGAGCUAGACUCUAAGGAAACUAUGGUUGUAUUUUCAAAAUUUUUCCUUACAAGCUCGAUUACACCACCGAAUCGGCUAGAAUCAAUAUUCUUUGAUGAAGGAAUUAGGAAAAUUUUAGCCACCAAGGAAGAGGAAAGGAACAUUCGGAACGUGAAGAUUGAUGUCUGA
This is a messenger RNA of Dovyalis caffra, 429 nucleotides long. Lineage: Eukaryota; Viridiplantae; Streptophyta; Magnoliopsida; Malpighiales; Salicaceae. The record is from the annotation of a GenBank genome assembly.